This is a messenger RNA of Kluyveromyces marxianus DMKU3-1042, 915 nucleotides long. RefSeq names its product mitochondrial 37S ribosomal protein PET123 (gene PET123). The transcript has a single exon. The record is from RefSeq and is a predicted model, not a curated record. NCBI's taxonomy places the organism in Eukaryota, Fungi, Ascomycota, Saccharomycetes, Saccharomycetales, Saccharomycetaceae. Bases 1 to 915 code for a protein of 304 amino acids.
AUGGGUAAAGGUGCUGCGAAGUAUGGUUUCAAGAGUGGUAUUCUUCCAUCUACCAGAAGUAUUCUAAAGAAUCCUACCGUCAAUCAAACAAGCAUAAUAGAAAAGGUAAAGCAGGCGAAACCUAAGGGUAUUAAUGGUGUUGGUUAUGCUAAAGGUAUCAAGCAUCCUCGCGGCUCUCACAGAAAUCCUCCACCUGUUCAAUUUAUUGAUGUGGAAGAAGUAAUUCAUAACACCGUGAAGCCAAGACAGAAAAACUCCGAACCUGUUAGUGAGACGCAAAAGAUCAAGCUAGCCCAAGCUGAAUUACGUAGAAAGUUUUUGAGUGAAGCUUUACGUAAUGAGGAGCAAAGGUUGUUGAAGCAAGAGCAACUAUUGAAGAAGAGAGAACAACUACUGCAACAACAAAGAGACGAGGAACUAAAAGAACUUUCCAAAGAGCGUUCCAGUAACUUGACAAUUCCAACAUUGGAAGAUAUUAUGAGUCAACCAUUGAUGAGACAACGUACUCCUGAAGAACAAGAGAUAUUGAACUUGAAGAGAAAGCACAACAAGGAAAUGAUCGAAUUCAAGGCCAAAGAACGUAAGCUCGCUAACUUGAUACAGCUUGCUCAUGCAGCAGAAGAAUUCAUCACAACAGAAGAACAACUUCUAGCAACGGUUGAGAAAGUGUUCGCUUCAGAUACUCAAGAGGCUCUAAGAAGUAAACUCUCAUUGUCAGCUUCUCAACAAACGGCGAGAAAUGAAAGUGAAAUUUCCGAUGCAUUGUUCGGUACUCUUGGUAACGGAGAGUAUGUGGGAUUGCCAAUUGUUAAAGAGUUUUUAUCAGGUGAAAUGGAACAAUUUAACGAAAAUUUAAACAGCAAAUUGAAUGAAUUAUCAGAGCAAGCUGAAGAACUUAAAGAUUCCGUUCUUUGA